This is a messenger RNA of Salarias fasciatus (jewelled blenny), 801 nucleotides long. RefSeq names its product trace amine-associated receptor 1-like. The coding region runs from base 1 to 801 and encodes 266 amino acids. Gene Ontology annotation, cellular component: membrane. Lineage: Eukaryota; Metazoa; Chordata; Actinopteri; Blenniiformes; Blenniidae. The transcript is spliced from 3 exons. Gene Ontology annotation, molecular function: trace-amine receptor activity. The record is from RefSeq and is a predicted model, not a curated record. Gene Ontology annotation, biological process: G protein-coupled receptor signaling pathway.
AUGGGCUCUGUAUCUGCUGUAACUGUGUUGGGAAACCUUCUGGUAAUAAUCUCUAUUAUUUAUUUCCAACAGCUGCACACUCCAACUAACUUUCUCAUCCUUUCUCUGGCUGUGACCGACCUGCUUGUUGGCUUUGUGGUGUUUCCUCUCAAUAUGGAAUUCUCUGUAACCUCAUGUUUGUACAGUCCUAAUGUGUUUUACAGGUACUAUGCAGUGUGCCAGCCUCUGACAUACGGAACUAAAAUUGAUGUUCAUGUUGUUAAGAUCAUGAUUGUAAUAAGUUGGUGCACCCCCGUUUUUGUCGCUGUUUGUUAUCUUUUUGUCGGAUUGAGUUCUGAAAACUGCCAAGAAAACUGUGCUUUUAGUUUUGUGCUGACAUCUGGAUUGGGAAAUGUAUUUUUAUUUUACCUCCCAGUCAUAAUAAUGUUGUGUAUCUACUUGAAGAUUUUCCUGGUGGCUCAGAAACAGGCACGCAGCAUCCAGAACACCAAGUGUCACAGUAAAAAGAAAGGACCGACAGUCAGAAAGGUGGAAGGAAAGGCCACAAGAACUUUGGCAAUUGUAAUGGGAGUCUUUCUGAUGUGUUUGACUCCUUUUUUUCUGUGCUUAGCUGCUGAGUCGUUGGGAAGUUCCUCAGUGCCUGCUGAAGUGUUUGAAACUGUAGCCUGGCUUGCAUUGUUUAACUCCAUGCUCAAUCCGUUCAUCUACGCUUUCUUUUACAGCUGGUUCAGAUCAGCUUUCAGACUCAUCCUGUCUGGAAUAAUUUUUCAAGGGAAUUGUUCAAACUCAAAAUUGGUUUGA